Leptopilina heterotoma is the source of this 2061-nucleotide messenger RNA. Its product is annotated as beta-galactosidase-like. Lineage: Eukaryota; Metazoa; Arthropoda; Insecta; Hymenoptera; Figitidae. Gene Ontology annotation, cellular component: vacuole. Bases 1 to 2061 code for a protein of 686 amino acids. Gene Ontology annotation, biological process: carbohydrate metabolic process. The transcript is spliced from 2 exons. Gene Ontology annotation, molecular function: beta-galactosidase activity. The record is from RefSeq and is a predicted model, not a curated record.
AUGUCUCGACCCGUAUUUUUUUUAUUAGCAAUAAUUUUUCCCCCCCUAAUCAUUGGAAUCGAGAAUGAUGGCAGGGACAUUUUCACGGUAACAGAAGGCAGUUUUCAUUUAAAUGGAGAAAAGUUUAACGUUCACGCCGGUGAGAUUCACUAUUUUCGAAUUGCUGCCUGUGAAUGGGAGGAUCGAUUGACAAAGUUGAAGAGAACGGGCCUCAACACUGUGUCAACUGCCGUUGAAUGGGCCAUGCAUGAACCCAGUCCCGAAACUUACAAUUGGAAGGGCAAUGCAAACUUUUCUCGAUUUAUUCAAUUGGCACAUAAGUUGGAUCUCUUUGUCAUUGUUCGAGCAGGACCUUACAUUGGAGUUGAUCGAAGCCUUGGAGGAAUUCCAGGAUGGCUCUUAACCACAAACGAACUCAAAGAUAAUCCAUGGAUUCAAAGAUCGAGUCCAGAAUAUCGACUUUACGCUGAAAGAUGGCUAUCGCACUUUCUUCCAAAACUUUCAAAAAUGCUCAUCACAAACGGAGGACCAAUUCUCAUGGUGCAAAUAGACAGUGAUUUAGGCGAGACCCUACCAUGUGUCACCACCGACUGGCUCAGUGAAAUCUACCAACAAUAUUUAGGCCCCAAAACGAUUAUGUUUACAAUGGACAAUAAUAAUUCAUCAAAUCUCAAGUGUGGUCAACUAAAAAACACAAUUUCGGCAUUUCGCAUCGAUCCGUACGAGUACUUCACUACUUUUAAACAAUCUUUGACAAAACUCUAUUCCCCCCUUCGAGAAUUGUCGCUAAAUUCACCAAAUUCAUCAAAAUCACCAAAAAUACCAAAAAUACCAAAAUUAGUCGAAAUACGAACAGGGCUGGCUUGGAAUUGGAAAAGCGAGAGAUUCACAUUCGGAGGGAAAAAGAUACUGAAGACUAUAAAGGAUGUGAUAAAAAGUGACGCUUCGAUAAUCGUCUACAUGUUCGCCGGUGGUACCAACUUCGAACGAGCUGGAAAAAGUGAAGACAGAACGAUGGGUCUCACAACCUCCUACGAUUUCGAUGCAAUUGUCACCGAAUCUGGUGAUUUGACGGAAAAAUUCUACAAACUACAAUCGAUACUACAUAGUAGUUUCAUUGGUGAGGAGAAAGAUCCUAUGGAAGAAGGUACAGGCACUGUCGAUAUUUCCGGUCAGUUGAAUUUUACCCUUCUUGGCUCACUCCUAAAUCCUGAUUUUCGUUCAGAACUCGGAAUAGUCACAAUUAAGUCCGAAUAUCCGAAAACAUUCGCAAACCUAAACAUUACUGAUGGUUUAGUCCUCUACGAAGUGACAGUACCAAAAAUAAAAGUUGUAAAUUCGGAAGUGACCCUCCACUCGGAGGACAUUCACGACAGAGGCUACGUCUACUCCCAGGACAAUCUUCUCGGAAUCUUAGGCCCCGACCACAAAAAUCUCCAAAUUCCGACUCAAUUGACAACUAUUCAGAUCCUGGUGGAAAAUACCGGUUACUUGGCCCAAAAUGUCCUGGGCGAACCAAAAGGAAUAGUCGGCAACGUCACCCUAAAUGGUCAAAUUCUAAGGGACUGGAACAUCCAUCCCUUUGCCUUUGAGAACAAAAAUCUACAACAAAUAUCAAAGGGUAACAUAAAAAAUUCUAGUGAGAAGAAAAUUAGAGAAAUAGCUUUUCUCCUCGCGAAAUUUCAAAUUCGGGACCAAAUUACAAACUCAACGCUUCGUACCUACUUGAAUAUGAAUCAUCAAUCGGCGAAGGGUUACGUAUUUUUGAACGAGUACAGUGUGGGAAAGUAUUCACUGAAUGGACCGCAAAAUGAAUUGUAUAUUCCGGAAUGUUAUUUUAGAAAACAUCCAACUGAGAAUCGAUUACUAAUUAUUGAAGUGCAGAGAGAGAGAAUGUACUACGAUGGAAAUGGUAAGGGAAUUAUUGUAAAGAAGACGAAGAAAUUGGACAAAAGUGGUGAUUCGUCAAAGAAUGAUGAUAAUGAACAUUUUAUUACGUAUGUCAUUCUAUUUUAUAUCUGUUGGUUUUGGAGGCCUGGCUACAGUUGUAUUUGUUGUUAA